Pyrenophora tritici-repentis Pt-1C-BFP is the source of this 1683-nucleotide messenger RNA. The record is from RefSeq and is a predicted model, not a curated record. Lineage: Eukaryota; Fungi; Ascomycota; Dothideomycetes; Pleosporales; Pleosporaceae.
AUGGCAUCCCCUUUUCGACCCGCGGACCCAGCAGAGAAACUACCAGCCUACUAUGAGGACAUAGAAGACGACAACAUUCAGCACUGCUUCCGUGACUUUGACGUAGAACGCAACUUUGAUCUCUUCGACAGGCAGACACGAGACCCCAAUAGUAAUAACUUUUGCCUGGACUUUGGCGAAGAUUUCGCUUACUGUGCUUUCGACCUCGAUUCGCAAUCAUACGACAAGUUGCUCAAUGUGCCGCGGCCAACCGAACUGCACACCCGAUGGAUCAAUAUAUGGAUGCCUUACAACCAGAAGGCUUUGAUCCGUACCUUGGCUGCACACUUCGACUUCACCCCACGGCUGAUGGGUAUGAUGAAGAGCGAUCCGGUGCCCAGCAACGAUUCAUCACUGCAAACCAAUAAGAGCUCCUCAACCUUGAGGUCGAUCUUAUCGCACAAAUCACGCACGCCUGGCAAGGCCAACGCAAUGAAAGAGAGGGUGAAAGAGGCGAAUGAAGCAGAGCACGAUUCGGAGUCGAGCAUCGGCAUGACAGAGCUGAUGGAGUCCACACAGUUGGAAAUGGUACGAGAUAUGGGCCACUACCAACUGGUAGACGACGUUUGGCACUGGAGUACUGUGGAUCAGGGCCGAAGAUACAUGUGUAUCGGCUACAACUCAUUACACAACGUACGAACUAAGAGAACCGGUGAACACCCGGAGACGACCGAUAGAAGCCGUGAUAUACCUCAUGGCAAACGUGUGUGGAACUGGCUUCUUCUCUGUGAGGACAAAACUGUCAUUUCCAUCUCCGAAGAUCCAUUCCCGUUUGCUAAUGGCCCACUGAACGCGAGUGACCUAAGGACGUUGUUUACUACCCGGCGGAACCUGGUAAAUGUUUUCAGGCAGUUGACAAAGGCACCGACGCCGCUUAGGGAUGCGGCGCUGGUUCAAUUGCCUCUUCGUAAACGCGUUGGCAGCAGCGACGAGGAGACUGCCCACCGUCCUACAGAUGCUCCAGGAUUACUGUUCUACUACCUGUUCGAAGAUUGGGGUGCCACAUUCGACCUUAUCUCUCGUCGCGAACAGGGCUACCAACUCAUCAUCGAGCGCGUUCUCAAGAAGCAAGAAGCUACACUGGCGUCGCUGAAGAACUCGCGCGUCAUGUCUGGCAACGAAUCACUCAUAUCAUCACAUCCGGUGUUUGAUUCGGCAGGUCCGAUGAUGCCAGAAGCCGACAGUCUCCUCGGUGUGGCACUCAGCUCAGCUGCGCGUGUCCGGUUCGAACGCCUUAAAGACCGCAUUCUCCUUUACGCACUCAGCGAGAUCCAGGAAUGCCUCGACCAAAAGGAAUCACUCGUCAUGAUGAACUUCAAUCUUAUCGCCAUCAAAGAGUCGUACAGCGUAGAACGCCUUACGUGGGUGACGCUCCUCUUGGCCAAGAUUACGAUUCUCUUCACGCCUGUCACGCUUCUUACGGGGUACUUCAGCAUCCAAUUCAAGAACACGGAGUUUGAAAUGGUCAGUUAUUGGAGGUCGUUUGGUUACAUUUUCGGAGCCAGUCUGGCGUUGCUGGUCGUGUUCAGUUUAAUGAGCGGGACGUUUGAGGGGAAGAUUAUCACGAGGAGUUGGACACGGGCUUGCUAUGAUAUCAGUCGGAGGUGGCUGGCGCAUCGGAAGAAGAGGAGUGAAAUGCUCUGA